This is a messenger RNA of Gekko japonicus, 6495 nucleotides long. It is a transcript of the gene ARFGEF3, whose product is annotated as ARFGEF family member 3. Lineage: Eukaryota; Metazoa; Chordata; Lepidosauria; Squamata; Gekkonidae. The transcript has 35 exons. Gene Ontology annotation, molecular function: guanyl-nucleotide exchange factor activity. Gene Ontology annotation, biological process: regulation of ARF protein signal transduction. The record is from RefSeq and is a predicted model, not a curated record. Bases 1 to 6495 code for a protein of 2164 amino acids.
AUGGAAGAACUCCUCCGAAAGCUGCAGAAGGAAGCGUCGGGAAACAAGUACAAGGCGAUCAAGGAGAGCUGCACCUGGGCCACCGAAGCUAUAGAAUCUUCAGAUGCUGCUACCAAGAUCCCCCCAUAUCAGCUCAGGGAGAAGUGUCUCCUUCCACUCCAGCUUGCUUUGGAAAGCAAGAACAUGAAGCUGGCCCAGCACGCUCUAGCAGGGAUGCAGAAGCUACUGUCUGAUGAGAGGUUUGUAACCAUGGCAACAGACUCUGAUGACAAGCAGUUGCUUAAUCAGAUGCUGAAUGCAGUCAGAGUGACUCCUUCCCUCAACGAAGACCUGCAAGAGGAGGUGUGGAGGGUUCUGCUCUGUAUAACGUACACCCCUACAUUUGAGCUGAAUGGGAGUUCAGUACUGAAGAUUGCUGAGGUUUGCAUUGAGACCUAUGUCUCCAGCUACCAUCAGCGGAGUAUUAAUACAGCUGUCCGGGCAACCCUUAGCCAGAUGCUUAGUGACUUGACUUUACAGUUACGACAAAAACAAGAUGAAACAAUUGCCAGGAAUAAGAUGUCAGUACUUUUAGGCAGACUCAAUGACAACAUCGGCUGUUUCUCUGAAUGGUGCUCCUGCAAAUACAAGGUAAAAAUUGCUGAUGAGCUUGAUUCUACAGUGGAGUCCCUUUGCGAUGAUGUUGUCUCUGUCUUCACGGUUCUCUGUGAAAAACUUCAAACAGUUAUCAGUGAGAAUCAGCAGUUGCAGCUUCUGUACCUGGAAUGCAUCCUCUCAAUGCUCAGUAGUUCCUCUCCUACUAUGCGCCAGCACAAAGGAUUCACUGACCUCAUCUGGAAGCAGCUGUGUCCAGCCCUCAUAGUAAUUCUGGGAAAUCCAGUCCAUGACAAAACAAUUACUUCUGCUCACAGCAGCACCUGUCUUGAGACUGAUUCUCCUUCCUCAGGGGUCUCUGAUCACGGCCGAGGGUCAGGUUGUUCUUCAACCGCACCUGCCCUUAGUAGUCCUGUUGCCCGGACAAUAUAUUACAUUGCCGCAGAAUUAGUCCGGUUGGUGGGAUCGGUGGAAUCCAUGAAGCCGGUCCUGCAGUCUCUCUAUCAUCGUAUGCUUCUGUAUCCCCCACCUCAACACCGAGUUGAAGCUAUCAAGAUCAUGAAAGAGAUGCUUGGGAGUCCUCAACGGGUGUGUGAUUUGGCAGGCCCCUGCUUCUCUGAACCAGAAUCCAGAAAAAGAUCAAUUUCUAAAAGAAAGUCUCACCUGGAUCUCCUCAAACUUAUCCUGGAUGGGAUGACCGAAGCUUGCAUCAAAGGUGGCAUCGAAGCAUGCUAUGCCUCAGUGUCUUGCGUUUGUGCCCUCCUUGGAACUUUAGAUGAGUUAAGUCAAGGAAAAGGCCUGGAUGAGGAUCAGAUCCAUCUGCUUCUCCGACGCUUGGAAGAAUUAAAGGACGGGGCUGAAACAAGCAGAGACUCCAUGGAGAUCAAUGAUGCAGAUUUUAGGUGGCAAAGACGUAUCCUGUCAUCAGAACAUACCCCAUGGGAUGCAGGCAAUGAAAAAAGUCCUGAUAUUAGCAUUAGUGUUACCACAGAUACUGGUCAAACUACUUUGGAGGGUGAUUUGGGCCAGACUACUCCAGAAGAUAAUUCUGAAAUUCGUAAAAAUUCACUGCAAUCACCAGGUGGACAAGCGGGUAAAGAGAUUCAUUAUAAAGAGCCGGAAUCGGAAACUAUCGACCAGCCAGAUGUUGUUCAAAGGAGCCAUAUGGUUGUUUAUCCAGACAUAACUAAUUUUCUUUCAGUUGAUUGCAGGGCACGUUCCUGUGGCUCCAGGUACAGUGAGAGUAAUUUCAGUGUUGAUGACCAGGAUCUUUCUAGGACUGAAUUUGAUUCAUGUGACCAAUAUUCAAUGGCAGCAGAGAAAGAUUCUGGGAGGUCAGAUGUCUCAGACAUAGGCUCAGACAACUGUUCAUUGGCUGAUGAAGAGCAGACCCCAAGAGACUGUCCAGGUCACAAAUCUUUACGGACUGCUGCCCUUUCUUUGAAACUGCUGAAGAACCAGGAAGCAGAUCAGCAUAGUGCCAGGUUGUUUAUCCAGUCCCUUGAAACUCUUCUUCCUCGACUUAUAGCUCUUCCUAGUGUCGAAGAGGUGGAUUUGGCCCUUCAGAACUUUUCUUCAACUUUUUGUUCAGGUAUGAUGCACUCUCCAGGAUUUGAAGGGAAUACUGGCUUCAGCUUCCAGACACUGAUGAAUGCAGACAGUCUCUACAUGGUUUCUCACUACACUCUUCUGCUUAAUCUGAAGCUGUCCAAUGCAGAUUACUACCGAAAGAAGCCUGCCCAGUGUCCUGUGUUAGUAAAGGAGUUUAUGAAGCAGGUCCAGUCCAGUGGAGUAUUGAUGGUAUUUUCUCAGGCUUGGGUUGAAGAACUUUACCAUCAGGUACUUGAGAGAAAUCUUCUUGGAGAGGCCGGAUAUUGGGGAAGUCCUGAAGAACACAGCCUUCCUCUCAUUACCAUGCUAACUGACAUUGAUGGUUUGGGAAGUAGUACAAUAGGUGGGCAGUUGAUGGCUUCUGCAGCUACCCAGUCUCCUCUCACCCAGAACUGGAAGCCGGACGAGGCAGUUGUGGCAGGUGCGGCUUUUGCCCGAUACCUGCUAAUUGGUUGUUGGAAAAAUUUGAUUGAUACCUUAUCAACACCUCUGACUGGUCGUAUGGCAGGGAGCUCUAAAGGACUGGCAUUCAUUCUCGGAGCUGAAGGAGUCAAGGAGCAGAAUCAGAAGGAGAAAGAUGCCAUUUGCAUGAGCCUGGAUGGACUGAGGAAGGCAGCCCGGCUCAGUUGUGCUUUAGGGGUUGCUGCUAAUUGUGCAUCUGCCCUUGCUCAGAUGGCUGCUGCUUCAUGUGUUCAAGAGGAGAAGGAAGAAAGGGAGACCCAAGAACCAAGUGAUGCCAUUACUCAAGUGAAACAGAAAGUGGAACAAAAACUGGAGCAGAUGGGCAAAGUGCAAGGAGUCUGCCUGCAUACAGCUCAUGUUUUGUGUAUGGAUGCCAUACUUAGUGUGGGACUGGAGAUGGGAAGUCACAAUCAAGACUGCUGGCCGCAUGUGUUUAGAGUGUGUGAAUACAUCAGUACUCUGGAACAUACUCAUUUCAGUGAUGGCACAUCUCAGCCACCAGUACCUAUCACACAAACACAACAGGCCAUAGGAGGGCUCCAUGGAGAAGCUCAGUCGACAGACUCUCCCCAGGAACUCCUGCAGGAGCAAGAAGCUGCUCUGAGCAACAACCCCAUCAUCCAGCCUGUUUCCAUUCAGGAGCUCAUCAAAGAGGGCAGCAAAGGAAGAGCAUUCGAUUUCCGUGGAGGCAGCCUACUGAGCGGAAGCAGUGCAGCCAAGGCUAUUCUUACCCUCUCUACACAAGCUGACAGGCUAUUUGAAGAUGCUGUUGACAAGCUGAAUCUGAUGGCCUUGGGAGGUUUCCUGUAUCAGCUGAAGAAAGCUUCCCAGUCCCAGCUUUUCCAUUCAGUCACAGACACGGUUGAUUACUCUUUGGCAAUGCCAGGCGUAGUAAAAUCUACCCAAGAGAAGAGAGGGGCACUCCAUUUGUUCCGUCUAGGAGGUGCCAUGCUAAGAAUUGUAAGGAGUAAAUCCCGCCCUCUACUGCAUCUCAUGCGCUGCUGGAAUCUGGUGGCACCUCACCUGGUAGAGGCCGCCUGCCAUAAAGAAAGGCACGUAUCUCGGAAGGCUGUCUCUUUCAUACAUGAUAUUCUGACUGAGGUUCUGACAGACUGGAAUGAGCCUCCUCAUUUCCACUUUAGUGAGGCCUUGUUCCGUCCCUUUGAGCGGAUCAUGCAGCUGGAACUCUGUGAUGAGGAUGUGCAGGACCAGGUGAUCACCUCAAUAGGAGAGCUAGUGGAGGUCUGCUCGACUCGGAUCCAGUCAGGCUGGAGGCCCUUGUUUAGUGCACUAGAGACCGUGCAUAGCAGCAGCAAGUCAGAAGUGAAGGAAUACCUUGUGGGAGAAUAUUCCAUGGGAAAAUGCCAAGCUCCUGUGUUUGAUGUCUUCGAAGCCUUUCUAAAUACAGACAAUAUACAGGUCUUUGCCAAUGCGGCCACCAGCUAUAUCAUGUGCCUUAUGAAAUUUGUCAAAGGAUUGGGGGAAGCAGACUGCAAAGAGAUUGGCGACUGUGUGCCAGGAUCAGGAUCCACAUCUACAGAUUUGUGCCUUCCUGCUCUUGAUUAUCUCAGGCGUUGUUCUCAGUUGCUUGCCAAAAUCUACAAAAUGCCCAUGAAGCCUAUUUUUCUCACUGGGAGACUUGCUAACUUACCUCAGAGAAUACAGGAGAGAUCUGCUAGCAGUGAGGAGGGCAUUGAGUGUGUAUUAUCUGAUUUUGAUGAUGAUACAGGCCUUAUUAAUGUUUGGAUCAUUCUGCUAGAAGAGUUGACAACUGCCAUAUCCAACUGCCCCCGUCAGCAUCAACCUCCCACUUUGGAUUUGCUCUUUGAGUUAUUGAGGGAUGUUACCAAAAUACCAGGUCCUGGAUUUGGUAUUUAUGCAGUGGUACAUCUUCUGCUCCCUACAAUGUCCCUGUGGCUCCAUCGUAGUCAUGGUGAUCAUUCUUACUGGGAUGCGGCAUCUGCUAAUUUCAAGCAUGCUAUUGGCCUUUCAUGCGAACUAGUGGUGGAACACAUCCAAAGUUUUAUACAUUCAGAUAUUGGUUAUGAGAAUAUGAUCAAUGCAAUGCUGAAAGACCUCUUCAAGUUACUGGUAGCUUGUGUGGCAGAACCCACAGAAUCUAUCUCAAGAGUUGGGUGUUCAUGUAUCAGGUAUGUACUAGUGACAGCAGGUCCAGUUUUUACAGAAGAGAUGUGGAGGCUGUCGUGCUGUGCAUUACAGGAUGCAUUUUCAGCUACUCUUGAACCGGUGAAGAAUUUGUUGGGCUACUUCCACAGCGGUUCUGAAAACUUCAGCGGUGACGCCUGUGAAGUGAAAGUGGCAGCCCCUUCUCUCUCUCCUAGUGCUGAAGCAGAGUAUUGGAGAAUCCGGGCCAUGGCCCAACAGAAGUAUGCUUGCGAUACUGGGUCAAAGAUGUACAAAACAAUAGUUGUGAGCCUGCUGUCUCACCAAGUCCUGCUACAGAAUUUAUAUGACAUUUUGUUGGAAGAGUUUGUGAAGGGGCCUUCUCACUCAGAAGAGAAGACUGUGCAACAAUUGCCAGAAACAAAAUUGGCUGGCUUCCUCAGAUACAUUUCCAUGCAGAAUUUGGCUGUCAUCUUUGACUUACUGCUGGACUCCUAUCGGACAGCCAGAGAGUUUGAUACAAGGACUGGGUUGAAGUGCUUGCUCAAAAAGGUCUCUGGCAUCGGUGGAGCUGCCAACUUGUACCGCCAGUCAGCAAUGAGCUUCAACAUCUACUUCCAUGCCUUGAUCUGUGCCAUUGUGACUAACCAGGAAAACAUUACUGCAGAACAGGUGAAGAAGAUCCUCUUUGAGGAUGACGAAAGAAGCACUGACUCAUCCCAGCAGUGUUCUUCAGAAGAUGAAGAUAUAUUCGAAGAGACAGCGCAAGUAAGCCCACCUAGAGGGAAGGAAAAGAGACAGUGGAGGGCCAGGCUGCCAUCUCUAAGUGUCCAGCCUGUCAGCAAUGCAGACUGGGUUUGGUUAAUAAAACGGCUUCAUAAGCUGUGCAUGGAAUUAUGUAAUAACUAUAUUCAAAUGCAUCUAGAUUUGGAAGGUAGCACAGAAGAACUCCCAGUCUUCAGAGGAGACCCUUUCUUCAUCCUUCCAUCCUUUCAGUCUGAAACCUCCACUCCAUCUACUGGAGGGCUAUCUGGGAAGGACACCCCUUCUGAAGACGACAAAAGUCAAAUUAGGGACUCUUUUACAGAGACUAUCACUCCUAAAGGAGGGAGCGGAGAUAUGCUGCUGCUUCCACCCUUGAGUCCCAAAACAGAGAAGAAGGACCAAGGCAGGAAAAAAGAAUGGUGGGAGAGCGCUGGCAACAAAAUCUACACCAUAGCCACAGACAAAACCAUCUCGAAACUCAUGACAGAAUAUAAGAAGAGGAAACAACAGCAUAACCUGGCCACUUUUGCCAAAGAGAUGAAAGCUGACAAGAAAGGGGAUUCACUAAGUACACGGGGGGCAGAUUCACCCCUCCCACAAAGGCCACAAAAUUUGGUUGAUCAAGGCCAAAUGAGGCACUCCUUCAGUGCAGGCCCAGAGAUUCUGAGGCAAGAGAAGAGGCCACGAUCUGGGUCCACAGUCAGCUCACUUAAUAUAUCUGUUCGGGAUGGUGAGGCACAAAUACAGGCAUGGACCAAUAUGGUGCUGACCGUUCUGAACCAGAUUCAGUCCCUGCCAGACCAGAUCUUCACAGCCCUCCAGCCAGCAGUGUUCCCCUGCAUCAGCCAGCUGACAUGUCAUGUGACUGACAUCCGGGUUCGUCAGGCUGUUAGAGAAUGGCUAGGAAGAGUGGGGAGAGUUUAUGACAUAAUUGUAUAG